UCUUUAAGUCAGUCGAGGCUAUGCAGAACUGAUUUACUCAGUAUCUCCUUCUGCAUGCUGGAUGUCCACCUCGUUUGCUGGUGCACUGCGAUCCGUGUAUUCGCAGGCUCGUGCUCGGUGGUACUGACCCCUUUCUGGUAAUGGGUGGAGAAGUUUCACGAAGAGAGAUGGGGAAAAUGUACAUCGUGUUUGGGUUAUUGGCUGUCUCUGUUCUGCCGUAUACAUCUGCACAAAAUACAUACGACAUCUACCCCAUUUCUCUCUCUCGUAACUCGGAAACCGAAAUAUCGUCCCCUAACUAUCCGAGCAACUACGGCGACAACCUCAACAUCCUAUGGCGGGUACAGGCACCCAAGAACUCCGGAGUUGUCGCCACUUUCAACGAUGUUUCCCUCGAAUAUUACUAUGAUAACCUCAUCGUCGGUUUCGGAUCUGGUCCCGAUGGUCCCGGAUCUGGCGUACUGGCCCGGUUUACUGGUACAAAUUUCACGUCUGAAGUAAGAUCACCUGGUGAUACCAUGUGGAUUUUAUUUACCAGUGAUGUCUCAAAAACAAAUCGAGGAUUCGAGGCGCGUCUGACUGCUGUGGAUCUACCAGUGUGCCAAGGUGAUGAGUUUCAAUGCAGAAGCGGGCUAUGCAUUUCUCCCGCGCAAAUAUGCGACGGCUUCAACGACUGUCUGGACUUCUCAGACGAAGAUUCAUGUCCGAUUUGUGAGCCAGUACAACUAGAGGUUUGCCGGGAGAAACUGGCUUACAACACCACCCUAUUCCCACAUCGCUUGGCACUAAACGCACAGGACGCAGAGAGAAACUUUACAGAAAUAGUAUCCAGCAUUUCGUCCUGUCAUGACAAUCUCUUGAGCCUGACUUGCAACCUACUGUAUCCAGAAUGCACCCAUAACGGCCCCGCCCAAAGGGUGUGCUACUCGGAUUGUGUCGCCAUCACUGACGCCUGCCAAGACCCCUUCGAGCAGUCCCUCAACCGUCCCUGGCCCUUUGAAUGUUCUCAGUUGACAGACGACUAUGCUGGUGAAGGAAUGUGUUUUGCUGCAGAAGGCGAUCUGCUUGAUACCAGUAUCUGCGGGACACGCCCUGCCUACUCGCUGGGCCAAUCCAGAGUUGUUGGGGGUAUCAAUGCACGCCCAGGGGAAUUCCCUUGGAUUGGAUCUUUGAGGGUAGACGAGGGGUCCGAUAGAGGUACUUUCGCAUGCGGGGCUACCUUGAUUAGCUCACAAUGGGUGCUCACGGCUGCCCAUUGCGUACAAUACUACCUUGAUCGGGUGAUCUUUGGAAUACUUCGGCUGUCAGGUGAGUCCGAGUACGAAGUGAAUGCCGAAGUGGCCGAUAUCAUCAUCCAUCCCGACUACGACGGCGAGACCUUGGACGCGGACAUCGCUCUACUGCGUCUGACUGAGCCGGUGUCUUUCACUGAUUACGUUAGGCCAGCAUGUCUAGCCUCAUCGUCAAAUGAACUGAGUGAUUAUCGUCGAUGCCUCGUUGCUGGUUGGGGGGCUAUCUCUGAAGGGGGAGAUCCUUCGGAGACUUUACAAAAAGCGGUGGUUAACCUUCUGGACCAAGAAAGGUGCAAUUCCGACGUUUCUUACAACGGUACACUGACGGAUAACAUGAUAUGUGCUGGGUACGAACGAGGAAUAAUUGAUACCUGUCAGGGCGACAGCGGUGGGCCUUUGACCUGUGAGGGCGAUGACGGUCGAUGGCAUCUUGUCGGAGCAACAAGCUUUGGAGAUGGAUGCGCAAGACCACUCUUCCCGGGUGUCUAUACCCGAAUCUCACAGUUCCAAGAUUUUAUUACAGCUGUGGUUUCGAAUGCAUACUCACCGGGGAUAUACGAAGUUGACCUUGACAACGGCGUUCCCACAUCCAUCGCGUCUCCGAACUACCCGAUGAACUACGACACCAAUGACGUCAUCGUCUGGAAGAUAUCGGCCCCAGUCGGCCGCAGCGUAAGGCUGGACGUCGUUGAACUUUUCCUAGAGAGCAACUACGAUUAUCUGUACGUGGGCGAUGGACUGUUUCCUCAAAGUUCUACCGAGUUGGCGAGAAUGACGAGUUAUGUCGUCAGCAGGUCUGUGACGUCACUUGGACGUCACAUGUGGAUGAGGUUUGUCAGUGACUACUUAUAUACUGACGCCGGGUUUGAGGUUGAAGUGAACUCCGUGGAUCCAAUAGAUGAUAAUCCAGUCAUAUCCGUCAUGGCCAACAUGCAUACCAACACGGUACAGAUCUCUUCCCCCAAUUACCCUGCCAACUACCCUGCCAACUUUUACGACAUCUGGCGAAUCGUUGCCCCGACCAAUUACACGGUCCUGGCCCUGAUCUUUGAUAUUGAUCUCGGAUCCGAGGAUGGUACCCUGAUCGAGAUAGGCUACGGGACCAGUCCUCACUGGCAAACGAUCCUGCAACCCGUCAUGCAUUCGCUCACCGCUGAUGACGACAUUGUGGGGUUCGUCGUCUCACCGAUCAACUCCCUCUGGAUAAGAUUCCAAACAGGGAAUCAGACAAGCGGAAGGGGUUUCGCCAUGUAUGCACUCGCUGAACGAAUAGCAGAUCUAAAUGAAUGCGAGAGAGAUCCUUGUCGAAAUGGAGGCACUUGCAUGGACCUCAUAGAUGGUUACCAAUGUAGUUGCCUGGAUGGAUACAAAGGAAAGGAUUGUACUCAAGAUAACGAUGAAUGUCGGUAUGAGAACCCCUGCUACAAUGGAGGAUCCUGUAACAAUGAUUUUGGAAAUUUCUCUUGCGAGUGUCCCGAAGGGUACACGGGAUCACUGUGUGAGAUUAACAUUGAUACCAGCAUCACUGUGAUAAGACUUGAAGGGAACGAAACCACCGUCAUAUCUUCACCCGGCUAUCCAUCCUACUACGACUCGAACCUCGACCACACUUGGUUAAUCAUGACUCCAGAGGGUCACAUCCUCCAGGUACAGAUCCUAGACCUGGCCCUAGAGACGGACUACGACUACUUGGACAUUGGUUACGGGCCUGGUCCCAAUGAACCUGGUUCUUGGGAGCUUCAGAAACUGACUGGGUAUAACUAUUCCAGUGAACCCGCUACACCCGGUCACUCUAUGUGGAUCAGGUUUACCACGGAUGUCUCAAGGGGCGAUAUCGGCUUCAGUCUUCGUGUCACAGCUAUACUAAACCCUGGAUGCAGCAGCGGACAAAUCCAAUGUUCAAGUGGAUUGUGUAUCAGCGAAUCGGCAAGGUGUGACGGAAAUAAUGACUGUCUCGAUUUCUCAGAUGAGGAAUACUGUCCGUACUGCGAACAAGUUCAAUUUGACAUAUGUAGACAGAACCUGGCCUACAAUUUGACGUUUUUCCCGAAUCGGAACGCAGAGACAGCGGACGCUGCGGCGGGAAACUUUACAGAAAUUGAAGCUGCUAUAUCAUCGUGCCAUGAUCACCUGUUCCCUUUCAUGUGCUCCGUUUACUAUCCGGAAUGCACCCAUAAUGGCCCCACCCAUCGGUUGUGCUACUCCGACUGUUUGGCAGUCACUGAUGCCUGCAAGGCAUCCUUUGAGCAACUCCUCGACCGUCCUUGGCCCGUCAACUGCUCCACGUUGAACGAUGAACAGGAGGAAGAUGGGAGCUGUUUUGGCCCUGCGGGAGAUCUUUUCGAUACCAACAUAUGCGGGACACGCCCUGCAUACGCCCCAGACCAAUCCAGGGUUGUUGGUGGUAUCAACGCACGCCCAGGGGAAUUCCCUUGGAUUGGUUCACUCCGCAUCGAAGGAUUGGACUUUGGAGGACAUUUGUGUGGGUCUACAUUGAUCAACUCUCAGUGGGUUCUUACCGCAGCUCACUGCGUUUAUUACUACGUCGAUCGUGUGGUUUUUGGGAACGCACAUUUGACAGAUGACUCCGACAACGAGGUAUCUGUCGAGAUGGCUGAUAUUUUCGUCCAUCCCGAGUACGACCCCUAUUUCCUCCUCAACGACAUCGCUCUGAUACGCCUUGCUGAACCGGUGACAUUCAGUGACUACGUUAGACCCGCGUGUCUGGCGGAAUCCUCGGAUGAACUCAAGGACUAUCGUCGCUGUCUCGUUGCUGGAUGGGGAGCUACACAGGAAGGCUCACCGUUGACAGUGAGCUUAAAGAAAGCAGUGGUGAACCUCCUUCAUCGAGACUCGUGCAAUUCUGAACUUUCCUACAACGGGAAUGUGACAGAAGAAAUGAUUUGUGCUGGAUAUGAACAGGGCGGCAUUGAUACUUGUCAGGGAGACAGCGGUGGGCCUUUGACCUGUGAGGGUGAUGAUGGUCGAUGGCAUCUGGUAGGAGCAACAAGCUUUGGAUAUGGAUGUGCAAGACCACUCUUCCCGGGUGUCUAUACCCGAAUCUCACAGUUCCAGCCAUUUAUUACAGCUGUGGUUUCAGGAGCAAUAACACCAGGUAUUAAUGAAAUCACCCUUGAGCGUGCCGUCCCAGUGACCAUCACUUCUCCAAACUACCCUUCUGACUACAACAUCGGUGAUAACAUCGUCUGGCAAGUAUCGGCUCCUGUCAACCACAGCGUCAGGCUGGACAUCGUCGACUUCGCUACCGAAUUAGACUUCGACAUCUUGUUUGUGGGCGAUGGACUGACGCCACUGAGUUACACAGAGCUUGCGAGGCUCACGGGCUAUGGGUUAAGGUCAACUGUGACGUCACAUGGCCGCCAUAUGUGGCUCAAAUUCUCCAGUAGUUACGAACUUACUGACGUUGGAUUCAUGGCAACACUGAACGCUGUGGAUCCGAGAGAUGAUAAUCCUCUAAUCUUGGUGGACGAGUCUACGGUCCAACAGCUCCGCUCACCAGACAUACCUCUUGAUGCAAGCGACAGCGUGCACGAGAUUUGGCGGAUAAUGGCUCCUCGGGAUCACAGCGUGAGGGCGCGUUUCGACUUCUUCAACCUCACCGAAUCUUCUUCGCUCACCGUGGGCUACGGCUCGAGUCCUAUAAGAUUCACAAUCCUAGUGGAGUUGACUGGAAGUGAAUUGCCUGAAGAUAUUACCUCCCCCACUCGAGAAUUGUGGUUUAGAUUUGUGUCGGAUACUGGGGACUCCAGUAGAAGGAAACGAAGAGAGGCGUGUUCGCUUAUGGGAAGUGGAUUCUUGGUGAACCUAACAGCAGAAAGGACCGAAGAUAUCAACGAGUGCCUGAGUAACCCUUGUGAGAAUGGAGGCACGUGUUCAGACAUCGAUGGAGGUUACCAGUGCUUCUGUCCCGAAGGCUUCAAAGGGGAUUACUGUCAAACAGAUGAGUAUGAGUGUCAGAGCAAUCCGUGCCAAAACAAUGCUACCUGCGAAGAUGGAAUAAACACUUUUACUUGCCAAUGCCCGAAUGGUUUCACUGGACUGUAUUGCGAGACUAUCUUUGAUGUAUGUUUUGGAGAUCCCUGUAUGAAUGGUGCUACGUGCAUGGAAGUAGGGCAAGGAUAUCAAUGCCAGUGUGCCUCUGGUUUUACAGGUUCACGUUGCGAAACAGAUGUAUGUAUUGGAGAUCCCUGUAUGAAUGGUGCUACAUGCAUGGAAGAAGGGCAAGGUUAUCAAUGUCAGUGUGCCUCUGGUUUUACAGGUUCACGUUGCGAAACAGAAUUUGCAUGCGGCAGCAAUCCCUGCCUAAAUGGAGGGUCUUGUAUACAGAGCGGGUCCGUGUAUGCGUGUCGCUGUGCCACAGGCUAUACCGGACAGAACUGUGAAAGUGUAGUGAUAGAUCCUUGUCAGAGUAACCCCUGCGAUGGUGCGGCUAUGUGUGAAGUAUACGGGGGCAGUUAUAGAUGUGUGUGCAGACAGGGCUUUACAUGGUACAACUGUGAAAUUGAUGUGAACGAGUGUUCAAGCCUUCCUUGUCAGAAUGGAGGGCGCUGUAUUAACGGUCAGGGCCGGUACACCUGCACAUGCCGUCUAGGAUAUUCCGGCCUGAACUGCGAAAAAGUUGGUUACUGUGAUUUAGACGGGGAGUGGUACAAUGAUUGCAAUGACAAGAUAACCAUCGCGAAAACAUCAACCGGUCUUCUUCUUGGAGAUUAUAUGACCAAUGAAGAGAUCCUUCUUGGCUCCUCAGCGCCCACAGUUGUGGUGGGUUACGCCAACCAGAACAAGGACUUCCCUACCUUCGGGUUCUUGGUAGGUAGGGACAAUGGGUUAUCAACUACCAGCUGGUCCGGUCAGUGUCACUUUUGUGACGGGGAAGAAGUCCUGUAUACGACCUGGACCAACACCCGCCAAGUCAACACGUGUUUCGAAAACAAACGAUCGACACGGUUGGGACAAGAUAAAUGGACUCGAUACCCUCAGGACAUAGCACCACGAAGAGACAUCUAGACAAGAAUAUAAUCAUUCAGUAAAACAGUGGUGAAGCGGGGGCCUCUGGCAUUACUGGGAUGGGCAUCAGUUUUAUUUGAUGGAUGACGUGUAUUAAAUCUUCGAGGCUACAUAGGAGAGGGAAAUGAGGCAAUAGUCUUUAUAUCUUCUUUUGACUUUCCCUUUCCCCUUCUCCUUUUCUUUCUUUUUUCCGUCGUGUCCCCUGUAUCUUCACCAUAGAACAGAUUUGUUCGUCAAAGUCAUGAAAAUGAUAUAGAAUACGGGAAAAUCGAUAUAUGUAUAUAUAUAUUUGAAACCUCACUACUUUCGAAUAUUUGCCAUGUGACAAUGUGGCUGAUAUCUGAUUGGCUCAAAGUACUCAACCAUAACUUGAUCAAACUUGUUCACGAUUGAUGUUAUUAUUGAUAUUAAUUAUAACAUAUCAAACUAAUUUCCCAAAAUCACAUGAACUACAAUGAUGAAACUUGGUCAGGUUUUUUUCUUCAAUACUGACAUUAAUACAAUAUAUUGCUUUUUCUAUUACGGUAAUAGGGUUUAAUCCCCUCAAAAUUACGCCAAUUUGUCAAAACAUCUGGAAUUUUAUAGAAAAUAUACGAGAUAAUACCGAUAUUAAAUUCCAGAUGUUUUGACAUUCCCCUAUUAAAGAAAGUAUAUGUCUAUAUCUUUAAGAUAAAAUAAAUAACAUAAAAUAAUGAUAUAUUCCAGUGUUUACUAUACGCCCCUAAUUUUGUAGCACCAGUCGUUUCAAAACGCGUCAAGAUUACUUUUUCUUUUUUGUUUGUUUGUAUUUUAUAAUAUAGAAAGUGUAUUUUAAAUGUUUCAAUUUUUUGGUGAUAGAGAAAAUGUUAUAAUAUAUAUAACAAUAAUAUUAUUAAAUGUUGUCUAAUGCAUUUGUGUUGCACUCGUUGUUUUGUGUUUAUGUUAACAUCAGGAGAGUUUUAUAUCAAUACUUGGAGAAUUAGAUUUUUAUAUCUAUACUUGGAGAAUUAGAUUUUUAUAACUCUGAAAUUAGAGUGGGGUGAAUGUACACUCUCUCCUUUAACAUUUUAAUGUGUAUAGUGGUUCAUGUCCUUAACUUUCAAUCGGGAGUUAGAGGGUUCGAAUCUUUGUGGAUGCGUACAAUGUGCCCUCGGACUAGGUAUUUGAUCAACACUUGUCUCUCUCGACUUUACUAUGAACAUGUCGUUUUUUUUUGUUUUUUUUUACGAAGGUUCAUAUUUCACAAUGCUCGUUAUUCCGAAAAUUCUUCACGAAGGUUCGUUAUUCCUAAGGUUCGUUGCUCCAAAAUUUCGUAAUUCUGCAAAAGAAAGAGAGCACACGAUUCUGAAGGUUCAUAAUUCAGAAAAGGCAAUAUAAGUAUGGAACUAAAUGUAAUUUGUUUUCAGAAUUACGAACCUUUGGAAUCAUGAACCCUAUAUAUUUAAUUUUCGGAAUUAUCAACCUUGUUUCAUUUUCACAAUUAUAGCUAAUGUCGGGAUACUUAUACAAGGUAGUUUUCUAAGUACUUGGAAGCGUACCCGGAAGCGCAUAGAAACGGAAUAUCGUAAUGUGAUAUGCGCCAUACAAAACUUAACAAUGUAUUGUCUUUGAUUUGAUAUUUUACUUAGUUAUGCCUUUGCAAUUGUACUUGUUGAAUACUACUUGUCUUUUUUUCUGUGAAAAAAUAAAAACAAAUAUUAACAGCUGA
Messenger RNA from Strongylocentrotus purpuratus (purple sea urchin), 8007 nucleotides. RefSeq lists its product as uncharacterized. The record is from RefSeq and is a predicted model, not a curated record. Gene Ontology annotation, biological process: proteolysis. Lineage: Eukaryota; Metazoa; Echinodermata; Echinoidea; Camarodonta; Strongylocentrotidae. Bases 141 to 6320 code for a protein of 2059 amino acids. Gene Ontology annotation, molecular function: biotin binding; protein binding; calcium ion binding. The transcript has 34 exons.